Paramecium primaurelia is the source of this 824-nucleotide messenger RNA. The record is from the annotation of a GenBank genome assembly. NCBI's taxonomy places the organism in Eukaryota, Ciliophora, Oligohymenophorea, Peniculida, Parameciidae.
AUGUAAAAUAUUAAAUUGCAAUUUAAUAAUCAGUCUUCAUUUAAUAGAAUUUACGAUUAUCUUGAUUAAAUUGCUCUUGCUCCUUAUCCAUCAGUUCCUUAAAAAUGUGUUAAGAAUAUACCAGCAUUUCCUUAAAUAAUAUUAAAUUCAAUAUAACCAUUAGUUUAUGAAGUAAAUAAAGAAGUUAAACCUAUAUUCAAUGUAAUUAUUCAAUAAUCAUUUAUAUAGAAUUAAUUAAAGUAAAUUUAAAUUAACUACUAAAGAGAUCAAUUUAGAAUUUAUAUUACAGGAUUAAAUAAAACAAUAAUUAUUAAUUAAAUCUAAAACCAUUCACCUUUAAAUUAAUCUAGAAUCAUUCUAUUAGAUAAAGUGAAAAGUAUAGAACAAUAACUGUGAAUAAAGAUAAUUCUAUUUUAAUAGCUGCUUGUGAUGAAUAUAUAAAAAAAUUUGAAUUUAAAUAAGAUUAAUUGAGACGAACUAAAAUUCUAAGUGAACAUAAGGAUUCUGUUACUACUUUAAAUUUCAUGAACAAAUCUAAUCAAUUUAUAUCUGAAAGUCUUGAUAAAUAGAUUAUAAUAUGGUCUACCAAUCAUAAUAAUUAAUGGAUUAGCUCAUAGAAAUUGAGAGGGCAUACUGAUUUUAUUUUUUGUAUAGUAUUGAACAAGAAUGAAGAUCUUAUCAUAUUAGGAAGUUGCGAUAAGACAAUUAAAUCUUGGUAUAAGUAGUAGUAAUGGCUUUGUUCAUAAACUAUUAUAGAUCAUACAUAUAGAGUAUAUGGGUUAAUUUUGAAUGAGGAAGAAUAGAUUGUUAUCUUGUGGAUAUGA